AUGUACAAGGCACCAGUCCUCCAUGCUUCCCUCGUCAAAAAUGGGCUCAUUGCCCAUGUCUAUCAAUGCAACAUCCUCCUUCAGGCCUACAUCAAUUCCCAAGCCUUGUCUGAUGCCCACAAGCUUCUUCACUUCAUGCCUCAACCCAGUGUGGUUUCAUAUAACACCAUCUUAUCAGGCUACUUCAAAUUUGGUUUAGUCUCUGAAGCUAUUAAGCUCUUUGAUGGAACCUCCAAAAGGGACUGCCAUUCAUGGAACAUAGUUUUAUCUGGGUGUGUAAAAAACCAUAAAUUGGGAGAAGCCUUGACCCAUUUCAUGAAAAUGCGUUGCAGUUCUGUUAGGCCUGAUAGUUUCACGUAUGCUAUUAUUAUUCCAUGUUGUGAUUUGGGAUUUGGCCAACAAGUGCAUGCAGAUAUUGUUAAGGUUUGUUCAGAUUUGGAUGCUUUUAUAGGCACCAAUCUUCUUAGGAUGUAUGUGGAAGUUGGGGAGAUUGGGGAUGCAAGGAAAGUGUUUGAUGGAAUGCCUAGCAGAGGUCUGGUUACAUGGAAUGCCAUGAUCUCUUGUUAUUCCAAGUAUGGAAGGGGUGACAAGAGUAUAGAGCUAUUUAGACAACUUGGUAGAGAAGGGAUUUCUGCUGAUGAGUAUACUUAUGCUAUAGUUUUGAAUGAGUUUGCAGCUCGCUGGCAAGUUUUUGAAGCAAUGCAAGUCCAUUCAUUGAUCAUUGAACGUGGUUUUUGCUCUGAUCGAUUUACUAACAAUGCCUUGGUAAACUUAUAUUCAAAAUGUGGUUAUGUAGCUUCAGCUUCUCGUUUGUUUGAGGAGAUACCUGACCGGGAUGUUGUUUCCUGGACAGUAAUUAUUGUUGGGUUCUUGCAAAGCGGGCACAUGGAGGAAGCAAUGUGGUUGUUUUACCAAAUGCAGUUAGGUGACAUAGAGCCAAAUUCUUUCACUUUUGGUGGGUUGCUUGGUGCUUGUGCUGAUGCUAAUGCAUUCCAAAAGGGAAGACAUUUCCAUGGACUUGUUUUGAAGUUUGGGCUACUAGGGGCUGAUGUUGUUGUAGGAAGUGCAGUUGUGGAUAUGUAUUCAAAGUGUGGUGAGAUGGGGGAUGCAUUGAGGGCGUUCCAGGAGAUGCCAGAAAGAGAUAUCGCUUCAUGGAAUGGAAUUAUAUGUGGGUAUGCUCAGAAUGGUGCGGGAAUGAAGGCCUUGAAGCUUUACAAUGAGAUGGUGCAGCUGGGGCCAUCCGGUAUUGCCCCAAAUGAGGUCACUUUUGUUGGUGUGCUCUGUGCAUGCAGCCACAAUGGCCUGUUAAAAGAGGGUUAUAGUUACUUCAAGGAAAUGGUUGACAAGCAUCUGAUCAAGCCCAAAGCUGAGCAUUAUACAUGUAUGGUGGAUUUGCUGGGACGAGCCGGGCUAUUGCAGGAGGCUGAGGCACUUAUUUUAGCACUGCCCAUUAAACCAGACAAUGUGAUGUGGGGUGCCUUGCUAGGAGCUUGUAAAUUACAUGGGGAUGUACAAAUGGCAAGGCGUACUGCAGAACAUCUUUAUACCAAUGAACCGCGCAACUCUUCAAACUACGUGCUUCUCGCCAACUCAUACACAGAUAUCGGUGAAUGGGGUGAAGCAGUAGAGAUCAGGGAGGUGAUGGAAGCAAGAGGAGUUGAGAAGACUGCAGGAUGCAGUUGGGUUGAGAUAGGAACAUGCAUGCAUUCAUUUCUAGCUGGUGAUGAGCUACAUCCUCAAAUUGAAGUGGCUUCUCAAGUUUUACAAAGAUUGUAUCUCCAAAUGAGAGAGAGGUAUGAGCAUGAUGAGGUGAUUUAUUCAUUGAAUUGA
Molecule: messenger RNA, 1830 nt
Organism: Vitis riparia (riverbank grape)
Lineage: Eukaryota; Viridiplantae; Streptophyta; Magnoliopsida; Vitales; Vitaceae
Product: pentatricopeptide repeat-containing protein At2g13600-like
Exons: 1
Coding region: 1-1830 (609 amino acids)
Biological process (GO): RNA modification
Molecular function (GO): RNA binding; protein binding
Source: RefSeq, a predicted model, not a curated record